Molecule: messenger RNA, 1742 nt
Organism: Aspergillus alliaceus
Lineage: Eukaryota; Fungi; Ascomycota; Eurotiomycetes; Eurotiales; Aspergillaceae
Product: putative acyl-CoA thioester hydrolase
Exons: 5
Coding region: 213-1622 (469 amino acids)
Biological process (GO): acyl-CoA metabolic process
Cellular component (GO): mitochondrion
Molecular function (GO): fatty acyl-CoA hydrolase activity
Source: RefSeq, a predicted model, not a curated record
CUGGAAUCCCUUCCAUCAUGUGGUAAACCUCCGUGGAAAUAUUCUUUGACGCGUCCCGACAUCCUCCGGAAUAAGGAUCGGGAACGGGCCAACAGCCCUCGGGAACAUGACCCGAUGCCGAUUUAAAGUCUACUUUCAACUUCCUCCCGCCGGCGUCAUCUAAACUUCCUUACCUCUCCCGAAACGUUCUUUGGACUAACUAAGUAUUCACAAUGCUGGGACUAACCACGCGACGAUCCGCCGCGACCCGCUCCAGAUGCUUGACAUCUGGCACUAGUAACAUUCUCCGGAUAAGGGCAGCAGAGCGCCCAUCGCAAUCGUGUCUUGCGUCCAGGGACUUCCACGCCAGUCAACCCAGUGCGGCUUUCCGGCCUACGUGGAUGCCUAUGCGGGUGAAGACGCCGUGGAUCGAAGCGUUGACCAAGAGCAGAGAGGAUGCGAAGUCCGACAAGGGAGUUUCAGCGCCAGUUGCGAAGCCUGAUCUGACGCCAAAGAAGAUGUCGGAUAGCUAUUAUAGUGCCAUUUUACCGUUAGCUCAAGAUAAAUGGCUUCUUGAUACGUAUUUGAAUGCUUCCGGGCAUAUUAGGUUGGGGUCUCUACUGAUGGACCUGGAUGCGCUAGCUGGUGUCAUUGCUUAUAGACACACGGGCGACUCAGUAGCCACCGUGACCGCCGCGGUGGAUCGGAUCACUAUCGAACACCCUCUGAUGGAGAUCUGCGACCUCGAACUCAGUGGUCAGGUCACCUACGCCACGGGACGGUCUAGUAUGGAGAUAUCCCUGCAGGUAGCAAAGGCGCCGGCCCCAGGGGAGCAGGCGAAGCCUGAAGAUGUUCUGAUUACUUGUGCUUUCACAAUGGUGUCUCUUAAUCCGGUUACCAAGACACCUGUCAAUGUCGCACCGCUCUUGGUGGAAACCGCGGAAGAACGUCUUCUUUUCAAGAAGGGAGAGGAGAACUAUCAAGCGAAAAAGGCCCUGAGAAAGCGGAGUUUGCUUCAGAAGGCGCCAGACGACGAAGAGAGUAACCUGAUCCAUUCCAUGUGGACCAAGGAAAUGUCAUACCUAAACCCCCAAUCCCCAGCCACAAGACCCUCAAACAUGGUCUUCAUGAGUGACACCAACUUGAAAUCGGCAAUGAUCAUGCAACCACAAGACCGCAACCGUCACAACUUCAUGAUCUUCGGCGGCUUCCUCUUGAAACAAACCUUUGAGCUUGCCUUCUGCUGUGCGGCUUCCUUCUCUCAUGCUCGACCCAACUUCAUCUCCCUGGAUCCCAGCACAUUCGAAAACCCCGUGCCCGUCGGUAGCGUCCUGUACCUACGUGCCACGGUUGCUUAUACUGAGCCUCUCGAAAGAGAAGGUGCGGACAGCAAGUACACAAAAGUCCAAGUCCGUGUGGACUCCAAGGUCCGGGACGUGGAGCACGGCACCAAGAAGUCGACAGGCCAGUUCAACUAUACCUUCCUGGUUGAAAAGGAUAUCCACGUCAUGCCGAAGAGUUACGGCGAGUUUAUGCUGUGGACGGAUGCUAGGAGACGAUCCCAGAAUGCGGCGGCAUUGGCUCCUGCUGGGUCGAGGGAGCCUAGUGCUCUUAGGGGAAUCAAGGAUAGUGUGACUGAGUAAUUAUUAAUCCUUGUAAAAUAUUGUUAUGUAGAUUUUAUAGACUGUCCCACAUGUAUACAUUCAUCAUCUGGGUCACAUGACAUACCAUCUCCGCACUGAUGGAGGCCAGUCGGAUCUUAU